Scleropages formosus (Asian bonytongue) is the source of this 5186-nucleotide messenger RNA. RefSeq names its product protein phosphatase, Mg2+/Mn2+ dependent, 1E (gene ppm1e). The transcript is spliced from 7 exons. Lineage: Eukaryota; Metazoa; Chordata; Actinopteri; Osteoglossiformes; Osteoglossidae. Gene Ontology annotation, biological process: negative regulation of protein kinase activity; protein dephosphorylation. The record is from RefSeq and is a predicted model, not a curated record. The coding region runs from base 321 to 2132 and encodes 603 amino acids. Gene Ontology annotation, molecular function: cation binding; protein serine/threonine phosphatase activity. Gene Ontology annotation, cellular component: nucleus.
CGCAUCACAGGUGUAACGCUCAGCCAAUUGUGAACGCACACCUGCUGGGCGUGCGCGCUCGCGUCCCUGACGAAAACACACGGCUGCUUCGCGGUAAAUCGGCGCUCCGCCCUCCCUCCUCUCUCGUCAUCCUCCUCCGUCAUUCGCGUCCUCCUGUCAGCGCGCGAAUAGCCGGUCACGAGCGUGCGCGCGCGCGCGCCUCCCUCCCCACGCUCCCACCCUCACGCGACUGGGGAGCUCUCCGGCGAGCGCUCCGAAAGUAGUCUUCUUCCUCCCCUGGCCGGCGGUGCUGCCUCUUGUCUCUUCAGGAAUGAGAAGCGAUGGCCAGCUCCGCCAACGAGGAGAAAACCUUCCGACGGUUCUUGGAGCUCUUCCUGCGAGAGAUGAGAGCGCCGCUGAGGGAGGACGAACCCCUGCCCAUGCGCCCGUUGUCGGACCAGGUCUCCGAGGACGAAGUGGAAGGGGAAUGUCUCGACCUGUGUCUUCAGCAUCUCUGCAAAUAUAACUGCCCGUUCUCGCUGGCGGCUGGCCUGGCUCGUGCCACAACUGAUGACAUCCUGCAGAGUGACCUCUCCACCUACCAUGUCAACAAAGGGGUGGAGGAUGGCCCUGACACCUUGCCCCAGCUGGAGUCGGUCAAGUUGGCACGGCUGGUCUUCAACAAGCUGUGCGAAACCUGCUGCCUCUGGCUGAAGGACCUCCCCCAGCGACACCGGUCAAAGGCUUACUACGAGACUUCCAUCCACGCCAUCAAGAAUAUGCGCCGCAAGAUGGAGGACAAACACAUCGUUAUUCCCGACUACAACACACUCUUCAACCUUCAGGACCAGGAGGACCAGGCAUACUUUGCCGUUUUUGACGGGCAUGGGGGAGUGGAUGCUGCCGUCUACGCCUCCAACCACCUGCACGUCAACCUAGUGCGGCAGGAGAUGUUCAGCCAGGACCCUGGGGAGGCCCUGUGUCGUGCCUUCAAAGUGACGGAUGAGCGCUUUGUACAGAAGGCUUCACGUGAGAACCUGCGGUGUGGCACCACAGGGGUAGUGACCUAUCUGAAGGGCAGCACCCUGUACGUCGCUUGGCUCGGAGACUCGCAAGCCAUGCUGGUGAGGAAAGGACAGCCAGUUGAGUUGAUGAAACCCCAUAAACCGGACAGAGAGGAUGAAAAGCAGCGCAUAGAAGCCCUCGGGGGCUGUGUCAUCUGGUUUGGAACAUGGAGGGUCAAUGGCAGCCUGUCCGUAUCCAGGGCUAUUGGUGACUCGGAGCACAAGCCCUAUAUCUGCGGUGAUGCAGACCACAGCUCAUUCCAGCUGGAUGGCACUGAGGACUACCUGAUCCUGGCCUGUGAUGGCUUCUACGAUACGGUGAGCCCAGAGGAGGCAGCACGUGUGGUCAGUGACCACCUACAGGAGAAUGCCGGCGACACCACCAUGGUGGCCCACAAGCUGGUGGCCUCUGCCCGCGAUGCUGGCUCCAGUGAUAACAUCACGGUCAUCGUGGUCUUCCUCAGGGACCCCCGUUGUCCACCAGCACCUGAAGAAGAGGAGGCACCACCCAAGGAGGAAGAGGAGGAGGUAGCACUGCAGGGAGAGCUUGGCUGUGAGGAUGGAGGAAUGGAUGUUGGAAGCAAAAGCAUGGGCACCUGGCCUCUCCAGCAGUGCUCUGCUCCGGCGGAUCUCGGGUACGAAGACCGGAUGGACUCCUUUACUGACAGAACUAGCCUAAGCUUAAAUGGACCUGACCUGCUGUCAAAAGAAGGCCAGGUCCAACUCCCAGCCUCCUCUUAUCAGCCUCCUACCAAAACCCUUCCCCUGGAACACACAUAUCCUAGAGGGCCUGGUGCAGCCUGGCUCCCCCACAAAGAAGAGGGUCUCUCUGUAUACGGUUGCAAAGAACGGCCCCCUGCCUGCAAGCGGCCCUGUUCGGAAGGACACUGGCUGGAGGCUGCUGCCCUUUUCUCCAGAGAGUACAGGUCUGCCAGAAGGAUGGAGCGUGGUCGCCCCUGGCGGGCAGCCCCUUGGGCCCGGGCUAAGCUCAGGGAAGCCCUCACCUACAUCACACCCCGCCCUAGGCGGUGCCUGGAGAAGAGGCCUGGUGUGGCCCUGCCUCACGUGCCCCGGGGGGGUUGGUUCUGACGAAACACAUACAUAUGCUGCUCACUUGCUCCCAACCUGUCCCCCUUGCCCAGAUUAACCACACACAUCAUGCCCCCUUAGUGCUGAGGCCAGCACACUGCAAGCUGUAAAAGGCACAUGCUUGUUCACCUCCCUUAUUGCACCCCUGCACCAUCCUCAGCUGGGCUCUGGAAGCAUGAGAUCUCAGUGUGGUGCCUGGAAUUAACAGCCAUCCACUUGCUGUCUAACAAACGUACAUGGGGAUGCAAAGAAUUGGCCCAGCAAUCUGAACAAGAUGCUGCAGUACAUCUCAUUUUAAACCUCUAAAAUUAUCCAAUAGUUAAUGCAUUUUUUUUUUUAAUUAUAGAAUGGUGGGGAUUGUAUUAUAAAGCAUUCACCACUGAAAUGGUAUUAGCUGUAAACAGGAUAGACACAGUAGGGGGCUACUAGUGUGUUGAGUGAAACAUAGGACACCUGUGCUGCUCCCUUCCCACAAUAAGCCAUCCCCCCACAGUAGCUGUGCGUUAAAGUGCCCAGACAGAAGUGCAGUAUCUCCCACCAAGUGCUGUGGGGGCCAGGACAGUACAUACAGAACAGAGGGAACGUGUGCCUUUCCACCCAACAUGCUCGCUCGUUCUCCAGCAUACAUAUACAUUAACGGAGUUGGGCCGAGCUGAAGAACGGUUCUUAAAACCACGGGUAGCAGAGCAACUGGAUGUACAGUAUAUGUAGUUUUCUGCUGGCAUGCUGCUUGCUAACGUAUCACCUAUGAACCAUGUGUCAAUCCUGAAGUUUUCACAUUACUGAAGCUUAUGUCAUACACCAGUCUUUAUAUUUCAGGAUGAUAGAAAUAGUUCCACAACAAGGAUUUUACUACACUAUUUGAACCUAAGGCCUUUAGACAUGAGUACAAGGGUUUGACGGAAACUGUCCUGGCUGCAGACUGCACUGUGUCCCUCUGAUACCGCACGCUUGCUGUUGGGUCCAUCAAGCACUCGGUCAAGCUCCAGAACAAGAAGCGCAAGCAGAAUCCAGCAGAUGUUGGUCAAUUUCAUUAGUACUAAAAUAUGAGGACAUCUUUAACAAGAAAAGCAGGAUUUGCUACCCAGCACCCCACUUCUUCAGAACCCCCAGGUUCUCACACAGGCUACCAUAUUGUGCCAUUUGAACUGACCCCGGCAUCCCUGCGUGGCUGGUGCCAGGCCCUGGGAGCAACAGAAAGGGUGAGAGCGCCUAGUUGAGGGGCUGCUGGAACUUUCCCUGGCUUGACUCCCUCACCGUGGAGAACGCCUCCUCCCACAUACAAUAACAGAAAAGCCCUUUUCGACAGGAUGCCGUUCACCCCUCUGGCUGCGGUUAAGGGAAACUGGGCCACUGGGCACAGGAAUGUACAAGAAUGAGAAUGUACACAAGCGCAGGAACCUCCCAGGAGCUUCCUCGGUGGAGACAGCGUGGAGCGGGCCUUUCCGAUGUCGUCACCAGGGAAACGGCGGCUUGCAGAAGAUGCGUUGGUGCUGCCCAGGAGCUUAGUCUGCACUGCUGCAACACAGAAAGCCAUCCCUGUUGCUCAAAGGAAGAUGUUGUGCCCUGGCCACAUGCUUCCUGAGCGCCAGUACGAUGCAGGCAUGUGCCCCACGAGGCAGCGUUGACACCUCUUCUCUAGCUGACGACUGCAUUUGCCCCAGAGAACACUGGAGUGCACUUGACUGCAAGGCCCAGAUGCUGCUGUGCUGAAGGUGGAACCUUCCAUAAGCCUAUAUAACCUCCUCUAAGCCCUUAACACUCACAUCAUCUUUUUGGAGAGCAAGAGUUCCUGUCACUAGCCUCUAUCCCCUUAAACUCUUACCCAGGGUACCCAAUAUAUACUGGAAUUCUAAACGAAUAAUAACAUUUAUGUAUAUAUAAAGUAUUUGUGUGUGGCUGCGUGAGCGUGCCUGCGUUUCGGGUUGUAUGCGCGUCGUCUGUCCUUGAGCGUAAUGUCUAGACUGAACUUUAGCAGGACAACGGCACAUUUUAGUCCGUGUGGAUUUCACGCUUUGUGCCGCGGCACUGUGUUUUACUUCUCUUCACCUCUGAUCAUGAGCCCCUGGGAGGACAGCUGCGAGACUGCAGCAGCCAGCGUCGAAGGAUGGCGACGCUCUUACGGGCACCGUCUCCGAGCCUUCGCGUGCAGCCGAGGAGAAAUGCGGAAGAGGGCCUACAACAAGAAAGCAGAAGGAAAGUCGGACCUUGGGCAUUCUCAAAAUUUUGACAAGCCGUUAAGUCGUCCCAGCUGCCCCCUACCUCUCCCAGACCCCCGGCUGUGACUCAGGGCAUAGCCCUACAGCUCCCGCAUCGGAGCCCCAUCGUGCUAUUUCCCCGCUCCUGGUGAUGUAGUUUGUACAUGUAGUUCAGGUUGGUCCUCCUUCCAUGCCUUGAGCGCGCUCUCCAUCACUCGACACGAUGCCCAUGUAACAACCGCUUGUUCCUGUAAGCAAUAAUAAACCUUUAUGAGCCGCGAGCGGGGAGUGCCCCACACGGUGGGUUUGUCUUCUGCGAACCCCGCAGCUCAACCUCAGUACCGCUGCGGUGGUGGGAAAAUCUCUCCCACAAUUCCCUUUUCACUGCCACUAGCAUUCAUACCUGGGUGGCGUACAUCUGCGUCACCCAACUGCAGCCAACGCACACAGAAGGGGAGGCGCACACAGCUGCACUUCACAAGCACAUGAUGCUGAUGAAAACAUUCAAGCCCAAAUGCCAUGAAAACAGGAGUUCAGGCCUCCCAGUAAAGACAAACCCACCAUGUGCUCCUCCCCAGCCUGCAGGUUAGGUAACUGAUAACUGUCUCUGUACUCGUAUCCUCUGUGUUCCUGUAGUAUACAUAUCUGUAUAUCUUAUCUGGUGACCAUUGUAUAAAGGUUAGAUGAACCGGGCGUACUGUGCUUUCUUUCUCAAAAUUAUGUGUUUGCUUGUAGGUGUGUGUCAAGAAGUGCAUGAUAGGGACAGGUUCCCGCGGUGACCACACCCCAGGAGCGCACCGAGCGCCCAGCAGCGCCGCCCCGCACCGCCGGGAAGUUUAAUUAGCGUGGUCCCAGU